Molecule: messenger RNA, 366 nt
Organism: Malurus melanocephalus (red-backed fairy wren)
Lineage: Eukaryota; Metazoa; Chordata; Aves; Passeriformes; Maluridae
Product: hepatic lectin-like
Exons: 3
Biological process (GO): biological process involved in interspecies interaction between organisms
Cellular component (GO): external side of plasma membrane
Molecular function (GO): fucose binding; D-mannose binding
Source: RefSeq, a predicted model, not a curated record
UUUGGGGCCGUUCCCGCAGUGUUCCCGUGCGGCGCAGAUUCCCGGGAUUGGGAAUAUUUCUCCGGGAAUUGUUAUUAUUUCUCCUUGGCGCGGACGAGCUGGGAGCGCGCGCGGGAGCGCUGCCGAGAGAGAGGGGCUCAACUCGCGGUCAUUGGGGGCUUCCCCGAGCAGGUCGGGACUAAAUCUGAGCCUAAAUCCAUCCUAAACCCCAAAUCCGGCCUCACGGAUCAGAACUCGGAGGGGAACUGGGAAUGGGUGGAUGGGAGCGACUACGGAUCCUCCUUCACAUUUUGGAAGGAGGGGGAGCCCAACAACAGCGGCAACAACGAGGACUGCGCCCAUUUGUGGAUUUGGGGCCAAUGGAAC